This is a messenger RNA of Toxorhynchites rutilus septentrionalis, 2175 nucleotides long. RefSeq lists its product as uncharacterized. The transcript is spliced from 2 exons. Lineage: Eukaryota; Metazoa; Arthropoda; Insecta; Diptera; Culicidae. The record is from RefSeq and is a predicted model, not a curated record. Bases 544 to 2010 code for a protein of 488 amino acids.
CGCACAUUGCACCAGUUGUCAGCUGUGGUUCCUCUCGAUUCGUUGGUAUUUCGUGAGUUCAAUCAAUUCAGGUGGAAAAUUUGAGGCGCGGAGAUUCGAAUAUCCUCUGUUUCCGUGAAAACCGUCAGUCCUAUCGUAGUGGCGUCGUGUUGAAAGGAAGAAGAUAAUAGUUCAGCUCGUAUAGUUAUUGCGUCUGCAUUGAGAUAAAUCAUCAAUCGGAAGUGUGUCUCCUCGAGUGAAGAUCGAUAUAUUGGUUGGGAUACUCUAUCGAUUCCAUCAUUAUAUAACGCCAGAAAAAAGCCUACAGCUUCUACGCCUCAAGGUCGACCUCCUUAAGCCUGGGUGGACCGGCAGGGGUCCACCGAUGCGCACGCGCCAACCGUCUAUUUCUGUUUAGAAACACACGACACAGAAAGCAGGAAGGGGGAAAACGUUUUUCCAUAUACGUUUUGCAUUCGUCGAGUGCAGGCAGCCGCGAUGCUAGUUUCAUUCUAAACGUAAACAAAUCGGUGUUAUUCGCGUGUCACGUAGAAAAUUAGUUAGAUGCUGAAAAAGUUACCAGUUCGUUCGCUCAGCGAACUAUGCCUAGCGGAACUGGCUGGCUCCGUAGUGGCCGCCGUCGGCAAUAUGCUCCAGAUGACAUACAGCUUCGGCGUGGAGCCGGAUUUCACACUGCUGAUGGCGGAGAUUGAAUCCUACCUGGAGAAUAUGGGUGCCCCAAGCUGCGUGUACGAAGAUUUACUGCGAGUUAUAUUGUGUUCGGACUCGCUGGAGGCGGCGAUUCGCUUCUGCUGCCUUCAGAUGUUCCUGAACGAAGGUGUUCGAUCGUUAUCUACGGAGAUUUUUCCAUCGGCCUACUAUGAGCGAACGCUGAAGGUGAUAGCCGAGCAGGGCAGGGGAUUGCGGCAGCUUAACAUGAAGGGUGUUUGGGUUAAGGAGGAGAACAUGUGUUUCAUGUACGAGAUCAUCAAACACCUGCCACAUUUGUCGAAACUUAUCAUUCCCCACAUUGCGAACGAUGACCUGUUGAAGCACAUCGGGGACUACUCGAAGAAUCUUCGACACUUGGAUAUCAGCGGCGACACGGACAUUACGGAAAUUGGUCUAGAGUAUCUUUGCUAUGGAGCUGCGAAAAAUUUGCUAACUGUGGUGGACAUUGGUUCCCUGGGGGAGGAGAAUAUCUGCCACACAGACGUCGCUCUCUUGACGUUGAACCUGCCGAAUGUUAUUAGCUUCGGAAGCUAUUCGUUUGUGGGCCGAAGUCUGCUGUAUAUAGUCGAGAACAAAGAUCCAGCCUUCCAGUGCAAAAUAGGGUACCUCCAUGACACCAAAACUAGUGCACGAACUGCUGAUGCGAUAGUCAGCACAUGUCCGGAACUUAGGGACGUUUACUUGGAUUACCCCGAAUUGGGUGCCCUUGCUAGACUUUCGGAAACCCAUAUCUUACGACUUAAACUGUGCAAAUUCAGCUGCUCCGAGCUGUUGGGGCUUUUGGAGAACACUGGAGACCAUGUGCGACACCUGACUCUCAUGCAGGGCCGUGGAAUAAUGGAACUUCAUCAGCUCAUCCGAUGCUGUCCGUAUUUGGUGGAUCUUGACAUGUAUAUGAUGGAAAGCAUCACCUAUGCGGGUUCACGCGGAUUCAACGAUCUUCAAGGAUUGGAAAUUCUGCACAGUCCUCUCUCAGAACCCGCGCUGAUGAGCUUUCUUCGUCUGUCGACUUCUCUGAAACGAAUCGCCAUCGAUACGGUCGCCUUCAAUGAUGAGGAUAUUGCCACAUUGGUGAUAGAUAAAGAUUUUUACCGCCUGGAGGACGUUUGGUUCACGGUAGCGCCCCACUUGACCGUGGCAACUGUUGAGCUGUUGAUGGAUCGCUGUCCGGAACUGCAGAGUCUGGGUCAACUGAGCGGCUGGCGACUUAAUCCGGAUGAUGUGCGACUGGUUAGGGCCAUAUGCAGGAGCUCCAACUCGUCACUGGUAUUGACGCCUACAAGUUAUUACGCAUCAUAAUCUCACCCCAUCGUAUCCAUUUGAAAUCUUUCCAUCGCUUACAGCAAAAAUAUAUUUUCCUUUCGCUUCCAAUCUUCCUUCUAGAUCGUGCAGUCGCUCUGAGGCUGACGAUGGAGAAAUCCGUCCUUCUGUAUCCUUCCAAUGUUGUGUAUUAUAUAAGUGCCA